CUUUGUCGAAAUAACGCAUUUCCUACAAAUCGCCGACUCAAAAAAAUCUGCAGGUUCUCUAUUGUCUCGGUAUAUCAAUAACACAUCUCCUCGAGAAGAAGAAGACUUAACAUACAAAAAGAAAAAAUGGAUCGCUUCAACAGAAGAUAUCUUCUGUUUCUAUUGAUCCUUCUUUUAGAUUCUCCAAUAACAUGCCACAGCUGGGGAUGGUUCUCUUCUUCCUCUUCUUCUGGAGAAAACACAAACCCUUCUUCCUCGCGGUCUAUCAAAUCCAACGCCGAAUUCUCCCUAGAAGUUUUCAGUGACAAGAAGGCGGUUCAAGUCCUUGAAGACGCUAAAAACAAGCUUGCAGGUCCAAACAGCUGCUGGCAAAACGCAUAUGGUUACCUCCUGAGUGGUUGCAAGGGCAUGGUUGCCACUGAAGAACAGAGGAAGAGGUUUGCUUGGCAUCUAAGCGAUUGCUUCCAAAAAGAAUCAGGAAGACCUGAUUUUCCCACUUGUAAUGAUAAACAAACAAUGAUGAGUUGUCUCAAGAAGCUGGAUGAUCAUGAGCAUAAGAUCUAUCUCGAGUUCAUGCUUGAGACCAACACCAUCUGCCAACAACUGCAGAGCCAUGCACUCAAGAAUGAGAUAGAGAGGCUUGUGAAUGAUUUGAAGAGAUCAGCUCAAAACACAGAAGAGAAACUUGAUAUCCUAGAGAGCAAAUCAGAUGACAUACUGCAGAGCACUAGCAAGAUUCAUGAAUCUGUUGGGUCAAUAGAUGUUGUGGUUAAUAACGUGGCGCACAAGACAAACACGAUAGGAACUCAAAUGAGUGGUUUGUCACAACAAACCAAAGAUAUCUAUCAAGAACAGAAGAGCAUUACUGAGUCACAGUUAGCGUUAAAGGAAGGCCAAGAGAAGAUGGGAGAAGCGAUGAAAGCUGGAAUGGAGACGUUUAACGACUCUGUCACUGACGUCAAGGACGGUGUGGAUAGGUUGAAGAACGACACAAAGCAGAUCGGUGGGAAGAUAAAUCUACUCGGAGAAAAGAUGACGGAGAAGAUGACUUCGUUGGAGAAUCAAACUAGUGUCAUCGGAACUAUGACUAACAGUACUUUAGAUAAUCAGCAGAAGCUUUUGGAAGGACAAUCUGUGGCUAUUGAUAGUAUACAGUCUCUCAACCAGUUUCAAAGUGAAGCAUUGCAAGAGAGUAGGAGUACACUGCAACGUUUUGCGGAGUUUAGUCAGGAGCAACAGGAAGAUCUUGCCAAGAGGCAAGAACAGCUUCAACAGGUUCAUGAUCACAUGUUUGAGAAUUCUAAAUCAAUGUUGGCAGCACAGGAAGCGUUUGAGGCUAAACAGGCGAGCAUGUUUGUUGCUUUGGAUAAGCUGUUUGCUUUGCACAAUGCGAUGCUUUUGGAGUCAAGGGUGAUCAAAGCUUUCUUUAUCUACUUCUUGUCUAUCUUUGUCAUCUACAUGUUUACGAGUACAAAACAAACUUAUACCAUAAGGCCGAGGCUUUACAUUGGUUUGUGCGUUACCUUAGGAUUAGAAGUGGCAAGUUUGCGUUACGUGAAUGAUGAAGAACACAGAGUAUGGAUUAUAAACGUUCUCAGAUCUUUAUUCGCUGUUCUUGCUUCAGCUCAGCUUCUUCAUGCUGCUUUUACUUACAGGGACUAUGAAGUACUAAACCACAACAUUCUCUUGAGAUUAGUUGAUAAGGUUAGCAGCAUGCAGAGCAAAAGAGAUCUAUUGUGGGAUGAAGAUACGGAUAGCGAGGUUGACUGGAAUUCUUGGAUUGAUACAGAUAUAACUGAUGAUGAUGACAGUCUUGGGGAUCCUGAUUACAGAAUCCCAGACCAGUUCAAGGACAAUGUGGGAUUCACUUCAUCAAUGACAAAAAGAUUAUACAAUCUCCGUCCACGCUAAAUCAGACAAUGUAAUGUCUACGGAGACUUCACCUUGUCCAAAAAAAGACAAAUACUCGUAGCUACUGGAUCAAGACUGUAAUGGACUGCUAUUAAAUAAUCUUUUUGUAACAAACGCUGAGACACAAUACGAGUAGUCUUGCUCCAAUAGCUUCUACAUGAUGAUGUUUGGAUGCAAUAGAAUCAUUUAAUACACUUUUUUUUUUGGCAUUUAAUCUAGUAAGUACAUAUUUAUCAUCAAAUGAAUUGGACUUGAAAACAUAAUUUUGAUCGGAGGAUGCAGUUGCAGUUGCAGUAGCCAAUAGUGAUUGAUGUAUCAGGCGUGUUUGAAGAGCUUCAUGGUUAGCCAAUGAAAGUAGACAGCAACCGGGAGAGAGUCAAGGGUACCAAGAAGCAGUAGUACCUAUCAUUGCUCCAUUGCACACAAGAGUUUUAAUGUAUUAAAGAAGAUAGAAUCUCAUUAAUACUACAAAGCACACGAGUUUUAAAGAACAUUAAAGUGAAUAAUGUUACAACAGCAAAUUACAAUGAUACAAAUGAAUGUUUAUUAUGAACAAACAAAAAACCCCAAACAGAAACUCACCAAUGCAGAGAAUCCUAAUUAACUAUUAGGACACAAGUCAAUUGACCAGGCCAAUGUGAUCACAGAAGUAGAAGAGAGGC
Molecule: messenger RNA, 2573 nt
Organism: Brassica oleracea var. oleracea
Lineage: Eukaryota; Viridiplantae; Streptophyta; Magnoliopsida; Brassicales; Brassicaceae
Product: protein GAMETE EXPRESSED 1
Exons: 5
Coding region: 127-1911 (594 amino acids)
Source: RefSeq, a predicted model, not a curated record